Olea europaea var. sylvestris is the source of this 3231-nucleotide messenger RNA. RefSeq names its product serine/threonine-protein kinase CTR1-like. Gene Ontology annotation, biological process: protein phosphorylation. Gene Ontology annotation, molecular function: protein kinase activity; ATP binding. The record is from RefSeq and is a predicted model, not a curated record. NCBI's taxonomy places the organism in Eukaryota, Viridiplantae, Streptophyta, Magnoliopsida, Lamiales, Oleaceae. The coding region runs from base 257 to 2995 and encodes 912 amino acids. The transcript has 15 exons.
UAUUCACAACAUGCAUUUGUUUAUUGUUCUUCUCGCUCAAAUCUCCAAUUGAGUAUUCUUUUUUACUUAUUGAGUUUUAAUUGGCAAAAAUUGAUUCUGGAUUUCAGUAAUCGCUUUAUCAUGCUGAAUGGUUUAGUUUUUCAUCAGAUUUGAAUUUUGGAGGUGCUGUGGUGUUGAGAUAUUAAGUGCGAAUUACAUGAUAUAAUUCUGUUCCAUCAGUAGAAGCUGUAAAAGUUCACGGGAGGCUCGAGUUAAAAUGCCGCAUCGAACUACUUACAUUUUCCCGAGGCAAUUUCCAGACCGCAACUUUGACUCCUCAAAGUUUGUCUUGGAUCACGAGAAGAAAAGUGAAGGAAAGUUUGAGGCUUGUGGUCGUGGAGAGGUCGGUUUCAACCUCACAGGAAAAGAAAUCAAUAGAGAUUCAGAGUCUAAACAUAAUUGUAAAGAUAACAGUAGUAGUGACAUUUCUCACGGAUUCACGGGCGACAGGAUUCACAAAAAGCAGUUGGCCGGCUUUGUUAACUGGCUGACUGAGAAGAAAAGGAAAGGCAAAUCAUUCGCAAGACUGAAUCCUGUGAAGAUCAGAUCAGAUGAUGGGGACAUCAUCGAAGAGGAAGAGCGUGAGCCAUUUCUAGCAUCACCACCGUCUCCUGUGGUGGUCCCCAAUGCGGUGGUUGACUGUGAAUGCCAGGUGGGUAAAGACAGACGCUUGGAAUUGGAACGGAAGGUGUCGCUGCCGCAGUUGUCUAGUAAUGGGAGCAAUUAUAGCAUUGGUGCUGAUCAUCAAGGGAAGGAGAGGGGAUUUGAGAGGCAGCUGUCACUGCAAAGAUUUUCUAGUGGUGGGAGCACGAGCUAUGCGGGUAGUUUGUUUUCGGGAACCACUUUGGAUGGUAAUUGGUCGAGUAUUACUACUGGGACACUUAAGGAUCCAAUUACAACAAACGAAGCGGAGGUAAGAGGAGUUGAAAACGUUGGUAAUGGAUUGGCACAAAGGAUUAAAGAGAGUUAUUACUUGCAGCUCACUCUUGCUAGAAGGCUUACUGAGCAGGCUACACUUGUUGCUGAGCCUAUGCUAAUUCAGGAGUCUAGAAGUGCUGAGCAUCUUGUUGGUGGAUCUGACGAUGCAGAAAUUGCCUCCUACCGACUCUGGGUCAGUGGUUGCUUGUCUUACACUGACAAGAUAUCAGAUGGGUUCUAUAACAUUUUGGGAAUGGAUCCGUAUAUGUGGUUGAUGUGCAAUGACUUGUAUGAAGGUAGAAGAAUGCCACAUCUAUUGGCGUUGAGAACACUCGAACCUAAUGACACCUCUAUGGAGGUGGUUCUUGUUGACCGUGGUGGGGAUUCACAACUCAGGGAGCUUCAGGAUAAAGCUCAAGAGCUAUAUUUUUCUGCUGAAAGUACAUUAGUUUUGGUAGAGAAACUUGGCAAACUUGUCGCUGUCUUCAUGGGGGGCUCUUUUCCGAAGGAGCAAGGUGACCUUCAUGUUGGAUGGAAAUUGGUCAGCCAGAGAUUAAAAGAUUUCCAAAAAUGCAUCGUGCUUCCAAUUGGUAGCCUGUCUAUGGGACUUUGCCGGCACCGUGCUAUUUUGUUCAAGAAAUUAGCAGACUAUGUUGGUUUGCCAUGCCGGAUUGCUCGAGGUUGCAAGUAUUGUGUUUCAGAUCAUCGAUCUUCAUGUCUUGUCAAAAUUGAGGAUGAUCGAAAGCUUCCAAGGUAUAAUCUACUAUUUGUUUGUGGCAUCAGUUCUCGUCUGCCGCCAAAGUAUGUACGAAAAAAGACAGAUUUAACUUUAGGUUACAAGCUUUUGUUUGUAGGCAGGGGAAAAGAAAUCUAUCAAGUGAAGGAUAUUGGCUCGCCAGGAAAUUUAAAAGAUGAUUUGUGCAGACAAGAUGUUCUUGGUGUUGCUUCCACUGGGAUACCUAGUGAUGAUAGUUCUAGACCAGGAGGUGACAAAAAUAUUAUCAAACAGACAUAUAAUGAGGACAUUGUUGUAGCUUCAAAUGCAAUUGUGUCUCUCGCUGAAAGACAACCUCCUCGAGUUAUCUGCUCUGACGAACAAGAUUGUAUGAAAGUUAAGAAUAGAAUUCUGGAUCAUGAGAAGCACCAAGCUACAGUUGUUCCAAGAUAUUUGAAUCUUGAGCCUUCUCUUGCAAUGGAUUGGCUUGAGAUCUCAUGGGAUGAAUUGCACAUUAAGGAGCGUAUUGGUGCUGGUUCAUUUGGGACAGUGCAUCGAGCUGAAUGGCAUGGAUCAGAUGUUGCAGUUAAGGUUCUAACUAUCCAGGAUUUUCAUGAUGAUCAGUUCAAAGAGUUCCUUAGGGAGGUUGCUAUUAUGAAACGCGUUCGACAUCCAAAUCUAGUUCUCUUCAUGGGUGCUGUUACCAAACGUCCACAUCUAUCUAUUGUAACAGAGUAUCUUCCAAGGGGUAGCCUAUACAGACUAAUACACAAGCCAGCUGCCGGCGAAAUCUUAGAUCCAAGGCGGCGGUUACGAAUGGCUCUGGAUGUGGCUAAGGGCAUCAAUUAUCUUCAUCAUCUUAACCCGCCCAUUCUUCACUGGGACCUUAAAUCUCCAAAUCUUUUGGUUGAUAAAAAUUGGACUGUAAAGGUCUGCGAUUUUGGUUUGUCAAGGUUCAAAGCAAACACGUUCAUUUCAUCAAAGUCUGUUGCUGGAACGCCCGAGUGGAUGGCCCCUGAAUUUCUUCGUGGAGAGCCCUCCAACGAGAAGUCUGAUGUUUACAGUUUUGGAGUGAUUAUAUGGGAACUUGUAACCAUGCAACAGCCUUGGAGUGGACUUAGCCCCGCCCAGGUGGUUGGAGCAGUUGCCUUUCAGAAUAGGAGGCUGGCAAUCCCUCCAAACACGUCUCCAGUACUGAUAUCUUUGAUGGAGUCUUGCUGGGCCGAUGAUCCUGCACAACGCCCGACUAUUGCUAGUAUAAUGGAGACAUUAAAGAAGUUGCUCAAGUCCCCAUUUCAAUUAAUACAAAUGGGCCGGCCAUGAAGCGCUGAGAAGGGUUCUUUUAUACUACUACUCUCUCUGUUUUUUGGAGAGUCAAAUAUAGUUGUCAAAUCAACUGUAUUUAGUUUGCAAAAAAUAAAAUAAAGUCAGGUUUUAAGAAAUGAGAAUUGCCCAUGGGAGUUGCAGGUCCAAAAAAUGUAUGCAACUUCUUAUUUGGUCUCAAGAACAAUUUAUUGUAAUCCAUAUCCGUGAAGAAUGAAUUAAGAUGCCAUUUACCU